This is a messenger RNA of Carassius gibelio (silver crucian carp), 4913 nucleotides long. Its product is annotated as suppression of tumorigenicity 18 protein-like. The record is from RefSeq and is a predicted model, not a curated record. Gene Ontology annotation, biological process: regulation of transcription by RNA polymerase II. Bases 289 to 3264 code for a protein of 991 amino acids. Gene Ontology annotation, molecular function: DNA-binding transcription factor activity, RNA polymerase II-specific; RNA polymerase II cis-regulatory region sequence-specific DNA binding; zinc ion binding. Gene Ontology annotation, cellular component: nucleus. The transcript is spliced from 22 exons. NCBI's taxonomy places the organism in Eukaryota, Metazoa, Chordata, Actinopteri, Cypriniformes, Cyprinidae.
UUGUGAAUAGGGAGGUGUGACGUAGAAAGAGAGCAGAACGCAGGUGCUUAUCUCGGGGCUGUCACAGACAUAGUGUGUCAUAUUCCUGGGGACUACCUUUCAAAAGCUACCGGCUCCAGCGCUAGAGCAUCAGCCGAGCAGGGACCACAGAAUCCGCAGCUAACUUUCAGCAUCAGUCAAGAAGAGCAUGAAAGUCACACUCACAUCUUAGAACAGCUGAAGAAACGUGUGUGUAGUAACCAGAGCGGCCCGUGGGGAUCUUAAUCAUUACAGACCAAACAGCCUGAGAUGGAGUCUGACAGUGAAGAGAAUCGCAGUGAAACAUGUGAUGUUCUGCCUGACUGCAUUGCUGAGGUGCCCAGCUUGCAUCUCGGAGCGGGUAAAAGGCGGGCGUCUGCAGAAGGGGCCCGCGGGGCGCCAGUCAACAAGAGGAAAUCACUCCUGAUGAAGCCCCGACACUACAGUCCCAGUCCCUGUCCCAGCGAGGAAGACCUGGCAAGCGCUCAGGACAAAGACGAGCCCAGGAACACUGACACUCCAGCAGAUGAGGACCUCAGCGGUGGUGAUGUUCUAGAAGACACUAUUUAUCACAACACAAAGUCUCACCACUUGUUGUCAUGGUCAGAACAAACGAGUAAAUGUUCGCCAAACCUGGAUGAGCGAGAGGAGGAGGAGGACUUUGAAGACAAAAGCCAGGAGGAGAUCAGAGCCAGUUAUCACCCGUCUCCAGACACAGAGGCAGAUGAAGAAGAAUGGAGCUCUCCUCCGUCUCUAACGAAGGUCAACGGGAUCCAUCACAGCCCCAGUCAACCUGCAGACGAUACUCUUAUGAAGAGACUCCGAAUUGGACAGCAGUUGCACGAAGAUGCCCUCUCUGCUUACAUGAACAGAAACAGUGCAGGGAUCUUGAUGGAGGAGUAUGGCUCUGGAAGAGAGUUCAGCGACAGUGAGGAGGAGCUCCAGACGCCCAGGACGGAGGAGCGAGGAGGUGUUUGGGGUCCGGGUCUGGUGGCCAGACGUCUGGAGCUGGACAGGGCCCGACUAAACCUCAGUCUUCUAGAGCAGGCCAUGGCGCUUCAGUCUGAACAUAGACAGGUCCUUCACAGUGCCUACAAAGACAUGGACCGCUUCCUCCUGGAGCAGAUGAACCAUGAACGGAGACAGCAGAGGAUGUUGGAGAUAGACGCUCGAGCCAUGUACCACAGCAGCAAAGAUUCCCCUCGGACAGAAAAGAAAGACAUCAAAUGUCCGACCCCGGGCUGUGAUGGGACGGGUCAUGUGACAGGCCUCUACCCUCAUCACCGGAGUCUAUCAGGAUGUCCCCACAAAGUCAGAGUGCCCCCAGAGAUCCUCGCCAUGCAUGAAAACGUCCUCAAGUGUCCGACCCCUGGCUGUACAGGAAGAGGUCAUGUCAACAGUAACCGUAGCACGCACAGAAGUCUCUCAGGCUGCCCGAUAGCUGCUGCAGAAAAGAUCUCCAAACCGCAGGAGGAUCCUGUAAAGUGCAGACAGAUGGCAGAGAGGAUGACGAGACCUUUAGGAAACAUGAAGAAGUUUGACUUCACGUACAGAUUUGCUCAUCCUAUGGCAGCGUUGCAGGCCAGCAUGGCCAAAGACAUGGACAGGUACACUAAAGGCCACUUCGACUACGCCAGUUUUGACGCUCAGGUCUUUGGCAAGCAGGCUCAGAUGGCAUCCGACCAGAGGCAUGAACCUCCACGCUUUCCUGACACCGCUCAGUUCCCCUGUUUUCUGGGUCCCGGAGGUCAUGUGAUCAUGGCCGGAGACAACAGCCCCAGUCGCCAUAAAGCCCAAAGCAACGCCCUCCAGUCCAACAUGGCAUCCGCAGCCAUCCUCAACCUCUCCACCCGUUGCCGAGACAACAGCGAGGCCCCGCCCCCCAGCCGGCCCCUGGCAUCAGCCACAAAGGAUUCGCUGAUAGAAGUAGACGAGAAUGGAACGCUGGAUUUAAGUAUGAAGAAGAAGAGAGAGAAGGCGAGGGACUCUCCCGUGAUGCCGACAUUAGGAGAUGCCCUUUUCACCCCACCUGAGCCUUCUCUAGCCAAAGCGGCGGGUCUCCAGAUCUCCCCGGCCGUCUACCAUGUCCUCUACGAACAGGACGCCUGGGACACGCCGCUGAACUACAGCAAAACACCUGUGCAACAAGACAAAGAGAUGGAUCAGUUGGAUAAGGCAUCCCUCGAGGAGAAAGCGUACAACGGAGAUGCAAACAUGGCAAGUGCAAAAAACAAGAUGCUCAUAAGAGACAACAAGAAAGAGCUGAUGAGUUGUCCGACACCAGGUUGUGAUGGUAGUGGUCAUGUGACAGGAAAUUAUGCGUCACAUAGAAGUGUAUCCGGUUGCCCAUUGGCCGAUAAGACCCUGAAAUCACUAAUGGCUGCUAAUUCUCAAGAGCUCAAGUGCCCAACUCCUGGCUGUGAUGGCUCAGGUCAUGUGACCGGAAACUAUGCAUCUCAUAGGAGUCUGUCAGGAUGCCCUCGUGCCAGGAAAGGAAGCUUGAAGCUCACGCCAAGCAAAGAGGACAAAGAAGAGCCAGAGAUGAAGUGCCCAGUGGCAGGUUGUGACAGUCAGGGCCACGUUUCGGGUAAAUACACGUCUCAUCGCAGCGCAGGAAGUUGCCCCAUGGCCAACAAGCGGCAGAAGGAGAGCUCGGUGAACGGAUCGUCCUUCUCCUGGAAGCUGUGUAAACAGGAGCUCCCGCAGUGUCCUCUGCCCGGCUGCAACGGCCUGGGUCACGCCAACAACGUCUUUAUCACACACAGGAGUUUGUCAGGAUGUCCACUAAACGCUCAGAGUAUCAAGAAGAAACUCUCUGAUGAAGACAUGAUGACCAUCAAACUCCAAACUAGCAGUGGUAUCGAAAACAAUGAAGACAUGCAGCACUUGGAUCACGAAAUAAAGGAGCUAAAUGAAUCCAAUCUGAAGAUAGAAGCAGAUAUGAUGCAGCUCCAGACUCAGAUUUCAUCUAUGGAGUGCAACCUGAAGACUAUUGAGGAGGAGAAUAAAAUAAUCGAGCAGCACAACGACAGUCUGUUGAAGGAGUUAGCACGUCUCAGUCAAGCUCUUAUCAGCAGUCUCACAGAUAUCCAGCUGCCGCAAAUGGGUCCGAUAAAUGAACAGAACUUCGAAACAUAUGUGAGCACGUUGAUGGAUAUGUACAAUAAUUCAGAGCAUGAGUAUUCACCAGAAUGCAAAGCCUUACUGGACAGCAUCAGACAGGCCAUCAAGGGCAUUCACGUAUAAAGCCAAACUCUCCUUCACAAGCAUUUGAUUGUCCGCAGAGGGCUGGCUUUAUCAUCUGUGCAAGAUAUGUCUAGACAAAAAAAAAAAAAAAAGUAUCAUUCCGUGACAAAUUCAUUGCACUGAAAAAUACCAGCCACAUUUUUACAGCUCAAUGUUCCUUUCAGUGAGAUUUGACCUACAUUUGCACUUAUUUAUUUCCUAUGGUUUGCCUGACUUUAUUUCAUAUUGUUAUUUUGUGUGUUGUGCUACAUAUUAUCUUUAUACAUCGGUACUAUUUAUCUCACAGUAAUCUUAUUUAUUUAUUUAUUGCUAUCAUUUUUGCUGCAACUCCAAAAUGCAAGGCCAGUCUUACAAAUUGUAAAUUUAAUUUUUGCAUUUGUUGUACAAUAACUGGGAGUUUUAGUCGUUUGUGAUGACUUUUUCUUCAUGACUGAUGUCAAAUGUAAGAAUAGACCACUUGCGCCACCUGUUGGUGAGCAGCUGGUAUUGGUCUCAGCUGGUAUCAGAGCCAUGUGCAUCCCCAAGUUAAUGCAUUAAGGUUAAUGUAUGUCACUCAAAUGACAUCAUUUGUUUUCAUGCAUAAAUUAUAAUAAGUGAGCAAAUGGAAAGCAUUUUAUCUGAGUAACUCUCCAAACGGAGUGACUGUACAGUGAGCAAAAAUCUAAUCAUCCAGACGCACACGAAAAAUGAUUUCCGUCUCUGUUCAUAUGAACUGCCUUUGGUGUGCACAUCUGUGUGUGCAUAUAUGUGCCUAAAUGUAAAUGAGUACAUGGAUUAUGAUAUGUUUUGUGGUAGAGCAGUAUUACGUGAACGGUGAUUCAUUUUAUUCUGCAGUAUAUUUAUUUUUUUCCGAAUGAAAACUCUGUUUACCUACUGUUUAUACACCAUUUGAAGUAUGUAAUGAUAUUCUUGUAAAAAAAAAAAAAAAAAAAACAGAUCAGGCACAAUACAUUUUUUAUUAUUUUCUGUGAGACUGAACUCCUCAAACUUCGGCUUCUUCUGUAUGACAAACAGUGGGCUCUCAAAUAGGUUUAUGGAUGAUAUUUUCUCAAAGCACUUCAUGUCUUCGAGCCACUAAAAUAUAAAAAUUGAUGAUUUGCAGCAAAAUAACGGCAAUAGAGAGUAAUCUUUCCAUUAUGACUGGAUCUGUACCAGUUGAUUUAGUGUUGAAAUGCACGGCCGAGGUCACCUCAGCGGAUCUGAGUGCUGUUAUUGCUGUGUUACCAUCACAGACAGCCUCGUCACAGCACUUUUAAAGCUUUCUCUAACACUAAACCUACCCUUUUGCACUUUGAUUCUGUUAUUUAGUGUUUAUUUUGAGCGGGUCACAAAUGCGUGAUCGGUGCAGGUUAUUUAAAACAUUAGUUUAAACUUAGUUUUACGUUGUCCAUUGAUGAUGUCAAAAUGUUUAAUUUUUGCAGGUCAUUCAGAGGGAAUAAAACACUAUAUUAUCUGACCAAAUGAGCAUAAUGAAUUGUAUUCUCAAUAAAACAAAUCAUGUUUUUUAAUCCUAAAUCCUAGAUUAAUUCUGUUUAAAUUAUUUGUAAUUCUUAAUUUUUUUAUUUAUAAACCACAGAUUGUUUGCUCAGGAAGUUUUUGGGAGGAAUAUUUAUUUUUUCCUUUUUGUAUUUGAUGUUUUGUAAUGUGAU